AGCAGGAUAUACAAACCAUGGUCCCCACCAGUUGGAGUCCUGCUGGCCUGUCUCUGCUCCCAACCCAACUGCUAUCGGGCUUUAGUUUCAGGUCAGCAAGCUCUAUUUGCUUGCCAAAAAUAAGCCUCUGCCACCAUGCUGAAGGGAGAAAAACAAGAAGGGCGGUAUUUUUAGGGCCAUUAAUUCUGACCACGUGCCCAGGAGGUGAACGGGAUGGCCACGGCACAAAGACCUCUCAUCACUAUGUCCUGCGACGCCGGCGCUCACCGGACGCUGCCUGCCUUCCUUCUCCUGGGCCUGCUAGCCGGGAUUGCUGCCACACACCCAGCUGUAAGCAGAACUAAUGGCACAUUGCUGGAGAGAGGAUGGCAAUCUCUGCUGUCCAGGUCCAUGGCUGGGAUGUCAGGGGAGAAGGCAGAUGUGAACUGGGAGAGUGACUAUUUGCUAGGAAUCAAGAGGCAGCGGAGGCUUUACUGCAACGUGGGCAUCGGGUUUCACCUUCAAAUCCUCCCAGAUGGAAGGAUAAGCGGAGUUCACAAUGAAAACCAAUACAGUCUCUUUGAAAUAUCCACUGUAGAAAGAGGUGUUGUAAGUCUGCUUGGUGUGAAAAGUGCUCUCUUCAUUGCAAUGAACAGCAAAGGCAGGUUGUAUGGGACGGCUGUUUUCCAAGAUGAGUGCAAGUUCAAGGAAACCUUGCUGCCCAAUAACUACAAUGCAUAUGAAUCCAAGGUUCACCGUGGUGCUUACAUAGCCCUGAGCAAGCACGGCAGGGUGAAGAGAGGGAACAAGGUUUCUCCUGCCAUGACAGUGACCCACUUCUUACCAAGAAUAUGA
This is a messenger RNA of Camarhynchus parvulus, 834 nucleotides long. RefSeq names its product fibroblast growth factor 6 (gene FGF6). The record is from RefSeq and is a predicted model, not a curated record. Gene Ontology annotation, molecular function: growth factor activity; fibroblast growth factor receptor binding. NCBI's taxonomy places the organism in Eukaryota, Metazoa, Chordata, Aves, Passeriformes, Thraupidae. The transcript is spliced from 3 exons. Gene Ontology annotation, cellular component: cytoplasm. Gene Ontology annotation, biological process: animal organ morphogenesis; regulation of cell migration; positive regulation of cell population proliferation. The coding region runs from base 214 to 834 and encodes 206 amino acids.